CUCCGCAUCACCUCGAUCUCAACGACCUUCCCUCGCCGCAUCACGCUAUCUCUCUGCUGCUCCACUCCGAUCCCAUCGCCUUCUCUUCCCCAAAUCCUCUCCCGUCCUUCAUCCUCUGUUUUCAGGGUUUCGGGUUGAUCAUGGAUUCCAUUUCCGUCUGCAAGCCAGCAUUCAAAACUCCUGGUUUGUUAUUGAGACCUGCUGGAGGGAUAAAAGGCUUGCAGUGCAGCUUUAUUGUAGGAUAUUCUCCAAACUUCUGCAAAGUAUGUACUCCCAAAAAAAUGACUAACCGUAUGACUUGGAGAUCAAAAAAUCAUGGCGGAGCUCUUAAUAUGACUUGCCAGAAUAGGAAGAUUCUUGUGGCAAAUAGAGGAGAAAUUGCAGUUAGGGUGAUCCGAACUGCACAUGAAAUGGGAAUACCUUGUGUAGCUGUGCACUCUACAAUAGAUCGGGAUGCUCUUCAUGUGCAGCUUGCAGAUGAGGCAGUCUGCAUUGGUGAAGCACCAAGCAGUCAGUCGUACUUGUUCAUUCCAAAUGUUUUAUCUGCUGCUGUUAGUCGUAAAUGUACCAUGUUGCAUCCUGGUUAUGGCUUCCUAGCUGAGAAUGCUGGUUUUGUUGACAUAUGCAAAGAGCAUGGAAUAAAUUUUAUUGGGCCCAAUCCUGACAGCAUUCGAGUAAUGGGUGAUAAAUCUACAGCUAGGGAAACAAUGAAGAAAGCAGGUGUCCCUACCGUACCUGGAAGCGAUGGACUCUUGCAGUCAACAGAGGAGGCAGUGAAGCUUGCCCAUGAAAUUGGCUUUCCUAUCAUGAUCAAGGCAACUGCUGGUGGUGGAGGGCGUGGAAUGCGUCUAGCUAAAGAACCUGAAGAGUUUGUGAAGUUGCUACAGCAAGCUAAGAGUGAGGCAGCAGCUGCAUUUGGAAAUGAUGGGGUUUAUUUGGAGAAGUGUAUCCAGAAUCCAAGGCACAUCGAGUUUCAGGUUCUUGCAGACAAAUUUGGAAAUGUUGUGCAUUUUGGAGAGCGUGAUUGCAGCAUUCAGAGAAGAAAUCAGAAGCUUCUCGAGGAAGCUCCUUCACCUGCUCUGACACCAGAACUACGGAAAGCUAUGGGUGAUGCAGCUGUAGCAGCUGCUUCGUCUAUAGGUUACAUUGGUGUUGGAACUGUUGAAUUUCUCUUGGAUGAAGGAGGUUCUUUCUACUUCAUGGAGAUGAACACCAGGAUUCAGGUAGAACAUCCUGUCACGGAAAUGAUUUCUUCAACUGAUUUGAUCGAGGAACAAAUUCGAGUGGCUCUUGGAGAGAGGCUGACGUACAAACAGGAAGAUAUUGUUCUUAGGGGACAUUCAAUUGAGUGUCGCAUUAAUGCAGAAGAUGCUUUCAAAGGAUUUCGUCCUGGGCCUGGGAAAAUAACCUCAUACUUGCCAUCUGGAGGUCCCUUUGUGAGAAUGGAUAGUCAUGUUUACCCAGGCUAUGUGGUUCCUCCAAGCUAUGACUCUCUACUUGGAAAGCUUAUCGUUUGGGCACCAACCAGAGAGAAAGCAAUAGAAAGAAUGAAAAGAGCCCUGAAUGACACUGUUAUCACAGGGGUUCCUACCACAAUUGAGUACCAUAAGCUAAUUCUUGACGUCGAGGACUUCAGAAACGGAAAGGUGGACACUGCAUUCAUACCCAAGCAUGAGAAUGAGUUGGCUGCACCCCAUAAAAUGAUCCUGUCUGCAUCCGAAAAGGAGCUUUCUCUAUUGAGCAAUUAAACUCAUGUCUGGUGCACACAUUCUUACUGGUAGAAGAUUUUGUCACCAGAAUAACCAUUUGAUCGUCUCUUCAAGCUUCUACCAAGAAUUUGCGAGGCAUUCUGCCUUCGAGGUAUUUUAAUCAAAAUAACUUGCAAAUUUGUGUCGGCGUAGUAUCAGCUGUAGAUUUUUUAUAGAUGUGGAUUCCCAGAUUGGUUUUUUUUUUUCUGGACUAAUUAUGAUUUGUUAAGCAUUGUGAUGAUACCACUCUCCGAUGUUUUAGUCAUGUCUUAGUAACUUGGAAA
Messenger RNA from Musa acuminata subsp. malaccensis (wild Malaysian banana), 2032 nucleotides. Its product is annotated as biotin carboxylase 2, chloroplastic. The record is from RefSeq and is a predicted model, not a curated record. NCBI's taxonomy places the organism in Eukaryota, Viridiplantae, Streptophyta, Magnoliopsida, Zingiberales, Musaceae. Gene Ontology annotation, molecular function: metal ion binding; ligase activity; ATP binding.